Molecule: messenger RNA, 537 nt
Organism: Panicum virgatum (switchgrass)
Lineage: Eukaryota; Viridiplantae; Streptophyta; Magnoliopsida; Poales; Poaceae
Exons: 2
Coding region: 1-537 (178 amino acids)
Source: RefSeq, a predicted model, not a curated record
AUGACCUCUCGGCAGCGCAAGCGCGAGCGUCGAGAAGUCUAUUCCGUCACCAAGGCCACGCCAUCCUACCUCGGCUGGUCGGAGAACACCAUCUACUUCGGCCGCAAGGACAACCCCCACUACGUCCCGAACCCAGGACAGUAUCCACUCAUUGAAGUGCUCACCUUUGAGGUGGUAGGGUUCCGGGGAGCCUACGACGCCAUCCUUGGGCGUCCCUACUACACCAAGUUCAUGGCGAUCUCAAACUACACCUAUCUCAAGAUGAAGAUGCCGGGCCCGAAAGGUGUCGUCACCGUCGGCUCCUCGUUCGAGCAUGCCUAUGAGUGCGACGUCGAGUGCAUCGAGCACGCCGAGGCUCUAGCGCUCGACGAAGACCUCACCGCGCAGCUGCAAGGAAUGGCCGAGGAGGCCAUGGGCUCCAAGCAGCAGCACGCGGGCAACUUCGAGUCCGCCGAGGGUACCAAGGACGUCCCCCUUGACCCAAAGACCCCCGACGGCAAGGCGCUGAAGAUCAGCGCUACCCUCAACAGCAAAUAG